Messenger RNA from Aspergillus glaucus CBS 516.65, 393 nucleotides. RefSeq names its product succinate dehydrogenase assembly factor 3. Bases 1 to 393 code for a protein of 130 amino acids. The record is from RefSeq and is a predicted model, not a curated record. Gene Ontology annotation, biological process: mitochondrial respiratory chain complex II assembly; succinate metabolic process. The transcript is spliced from 3 exons. Gene Ontology annotation, cellular component: mitochondrial intermembrane space; mitochondrion. Lineage: Eukaryota; Fungi; Ascomycota; Eurotiomycetes; Eurotiales; Aspergillaceae.
AUGAGAGUCUUCUCCCGGUUAUUAAUGGCAACCCCAUCCUCAAUGGGCUCCAAGUCCAGCCUCACCGAAGCCGUCGCCCUCCUCCCACCCCUUCAACUGUACCGCCGCCUUCUCCGCGUUCAUCGCAAGAAGCUCGAUCCCGAAAUGCGCAUUCUGGGCGAUUUGUAUGUCAAGGCGGAGUUUCGGGCGCAUAGGGAGACUGAGAAUCCGGUGCAUAUCAUCGGGUUCUUAACGGAGUGGCAGCUGUAUGCACAGAAGUUGGAGGGGGAUGCUUGGGCUGGGGAUAAGUUGGAUAAGGGGAAGUUGGAUAAGAUGAGUGAUCAACAACUCGGCCAGCUUUACGAAUUGAUGCAUACCAUCAGGAGCAACGAAGAGGGAGGAGAGAAUCAAUGA